CACUAUUGUAUCAGCUGUUUGUGCCGAAUAGAAGAAACAAGAUUUUUUUCACAAUAGUUUGCAAAUUCGAUCACAAAAAAAUUUUUAUUCCGAGCCUCUUAAGUUGGAAUUUCAGGCUUAAUUGUGAUCCUCUGAAACGACUUGUUUCAUUAUCGUCCGAAUUCGCUUCAUCCACAGAUCCCAUAGUGUAUACAGGAAGUGAAAAAAUGGCUAAACAAAUUUACAUUUAGGUGAUUGCGUUUGUUGUUUGUGCUACAACGAGACCGUUUUCGGGGGACAUCAUGUUGGUGGCCACACCAGGACAGACCACAGUCUAUACCCUGCACAACAAUGGCAAUGCACCACAAUCAUCAUCGGCAACCGUCGCGGCUUCUGCUGCCUCAACAUCAACCAAGAAACCGACAUCAGUCAAUAUAUCCUCCUCAUCUUCGGGCACACCGAAAUGUUUAACCAACAGUAAACACAACUCAUCCACAAUCACCAUCAACAGCAACACAACUACAACAACAAGAUCAUCUACACCAUCAUCAUCCUCAGUCUCUACAUCUAGUAGUUCCAUAAAGCCUCUCAACAACUUUAGUUUUCACACACCGAACCACAAAACCACCUAUUCUUCCAAUGAUACUAAUCAACAUUCCCUAAAAACUGCAGAUAAUUCCAAGACGAAUUCAUUCAUCACUAACCUUAAGGAGAGUGUGCAAAAAGCUUUGGUUACCACGGCAUCGUCAUUCUCACGAAACUGUCAGCAAGGCACUACAUCGGCAAUUAAAUGUAACAGUAACAGUAACUACAACAAUACCUCCACCACCAAGUCCAUAUUCUCAUCAUACAAUGCAACAUCUUCAUCGACAUCAUCGUCUUCAGUGGCUACCAAUAAAUAUUCUUCAACGGCGAUAGCAAACACCUCUUCAUCGCUCUCAUCAAUAUCUUCGGCCAUUCUACCUUUGACGGUAGCCCGCAAGAAAUGUUCCCAGGGACUAAGUAUGCCACCAAAACUGCACACUGUACCACCCACCAUAUUGCAUCGUGAUCCAGAGGAGAGGCAACAAGCUAGCAGUACUGAUAGUCUUCAAAAAGAAAUGUGCCAUUUUAAACCAAUACGCACGGUACCCACAACGCCUUGGAAGAGUGGAAGCAAAUCUCGCGGCAGUUCAUUACGAUUUCCCAAAGCUAAUCUUGCCACAACAAAACUUGAAUUUAUCUUAAAAUUAAACUGUGAUGUUAACAAUAGAAUGAAGAAGAAAACUACGUCAAGACUAGAGCGUAAAGAACUUGAGGCUGAAGAAAGUGGUCUUGUCGUUGAUCACAUCGACGAACAGGAAAACAAAGAAUAUUAUGAACGAUAUAAGCCGAAGCCAAGCACGCUGCAUUUGUUUGCCCAUUCUGAGACACCUAAUCAUCAAUCUGCAUUUGUUUGCCUGGUCGCACAUAUGAAGAAUUUAAUUAACAUUCAAUCAGUAAAGAUGUUAACUACUGGAAGCUUGGAAUUGCACAGAACUAAGAGUUCGCGCAACGUCCGCACAAAAGACAAAGGCAACGAUAAUUCACUUCAAAUGACAGACACUUCCUGCUCAAAUUUGAGGAAAAACAUUGAUGAGAUAUUUGUGCGACCUAAAAAAUUCAAAUCCCCCACUGCACCGAUGGCAGCUAAUAAAAAAAUGGAUCUCAUAACAACUGGUAGUCGUUCCAUUGGCAGCAAGACACUAGAAACAAACGACCGAGCCACAAAGAAAAUUUCGCAAAUCAACGAAUUGUCAUUACAAGUAACAAAGGCAAAAUCUCGCAGAAAAUUAAAAGGUGCCAAAUCAAACAUAACACAUCCAAUUAAAGAAUCUCAAAUGUUGCCAACAGUUGAUGCUGGUCAUACAGCUGCUGCGGCAGAGAUGGAAGCAACAGCGACAGCAGGUGGUCGACGCCCAAAUCGCAAACGGGCGUCGACCCCAGAAAUAGGCAAAGGUAAGUCCAUGACAGUGGCAGCAUCCACCUCGAAGUUAAGAGCCACCAAAAGGCUGGCUGGCCAACAAAAUGAAAGUAACUUAAGCGGAGCAAAUCAACAACGCAUAGGAAGUUUCUCUCCGCCCUUAACAAGAUCACGACUGAAGCAAAUGAUGCAGCAGCAGCAGAUGCCAAAAGAAGAAUUGCUUACACCAGAUAAAAAGAAACGUAAAGUCUAAGUCCUUCACUAUUGUAGAGUAGAGUACUCUAAAUUUGUCUCCAAAAACACCCUCUGACAGCUUAAGGUAAAGCAAACGCCUAAAGACAAAUGAUCGAAAUUACAUUGGAAAAGAUCAGUUUUCACAUACUUUUACAGUUUCAACGUCUGUUUCAAUUAGGCGGUUGUAGGCUUAAUUUCUUCUGCAAAGGAAAAGCUUUGUGCGUCAAGAUUUCUUUUCUUUAUUUUGGAAGGGUCAACCGUUUAACUUCUUCGAACACAAUUUUUUUUAUUAUAUUUUUUUUGUACAAAUUUCUUUUGGAAGAUUUUUCUUUAUAUAGAUAUUCAUUUAUUUAAAUAAAUUAUUUUGAAUUUCGCUAUGUUUA
This is a messenger RNA of Stomoxys calcitrans (stable fly), 2538 nucleotides long. Its product is annotated as probable serine/threonine-protein kinase nek3. Bases 282 to 2174 code for a protein of 630 amino acids. The transcript has 4 exons. The record is from RefSeq and is a predicted model, not a curated record. NCBI's taxonomy places the organism in Eukaryota, Metazoa, Arthropoda, Insecta, Diptera, Muscidae.